AUGUUGACUACUCAAAAGGGCGUAUCUUUCGUCGUCCAAUUGUCGUCGCGAGCCAAGAGCUCCAUCGCACCGCGAUCGGUCCCUGUACUAAGUACGAUGCUACCACCUGGUACCUUCAAGGGCAAAAUAGCGCUUGUCACAGGUGGCGGCACAGGUUUGGGCAAAGGCAUUGCCACGAAGUUAUCAGAUCUUGGCGCGACAGUCGCGAUUCUGAGUCGUAAGCGGGAAGUCGUGGAAGCAACAGCGCAAGAGAUUCGAGCGCUUACGGGGAACAAGACAAUUGCACUCACUGGUGACGUCCGUGAUGCCGAGCAAGUGAAUAAGGCACUGGAUGAACUGGAUCAAGUGGCAGGCGUGCCAACAAUUGUGGUGAACAAUGCCGCGGGCAAUUUCAUCUCUCCUUUCGAGCGGCUCAAUGCCAAAGGCUUUGGCACAAUCGUCGAUAUUGUGCUGAAAGGCACGGCCAAUGUGACGCUGGAUGCGGGCAAGCGCAUGAUUGAGCACGGGCAGAACGGCGUGUUUCUGAACAUUACGACCACAUAUGCUGAGACGGGCUCGGGUUAUGUUGUGCCUUCUGCCGCAGCGAAAGCUGGCGUUAGCGCAAUGAUCAAGUCACUCGCGGUAGAGUGGGGCAAGUACGGCAUUCGCUUUGUAGGUAUUGCACCAGGCCCGAUCAAGACGAAAGGCGCGUUCGACCGACUUGAUCCAUCGGGAGCUUUUGAAAAAAUUAUGCUGCAGAACAACCCGCUCAAGCGCUUUGGAGAAGUAGACGAGCUGGCCAACUUGGCUUCGUACAUGACAAGCGACUAUGCCAGCUGGCUCAAUGGCGAGAUCAUUCGCUUUGACGGUGGUGAGACGGUUGCCAAUGCUGGCGAGUUCAACAUGUUUGGCUCAGUCAGCAAGGAGAAAUGGGACGACCUGGAAGCUGCGAUUCGUGAAUCCAACGCUAAGAGCAAGAAGUGA
Molecule: messenger RNA, 963 nt
Organism: Peronospora matthiolae
Lineage: Eukaryota; Oomycota; Peronosporomycetes; Peronosporales; Peronosporaceae
Source: the annotation of a GenBank genome assembly